Aspergillus terreus NIH2624 is the source of this 2298-nucleotide messenger RNA. It is a transcript of the gene ace2, whose product is annotated as putative C2H2 transcription factor (Swi5). Lineage: Eukaryota; Fungi; Ascomycota; Eurotiomycetes; Eurotiales; Aspergillaceae. Bases 1 to 2298 code for a protein of 765 amino acids. The transcript is spliced from 2 exons. The record is from RefSeq and is a predicted model, not a curated record.
AUGCUAUCCACCCAGCACCGAAAUUCGCAUGACCGGCACCGGCAACAUCGAAGGCAGAUUUCCACCCCUUCUGCCAUUGACGCCGCGAAAGCUCCCUCCCUGCCGGCGCAGGCAUUGCAUCGAUACCAUGCUCAUCGCCGAGGCCAGAGUUUCGACCAACGAUCUCUACAUGUUCAACGACCGCAGACCAUGCACGAUGGUAACGUUUCAGCUACUAACAACACAGGACCGCAGACGGUGAUGGGAGAAGUGCAGCAGCUGCAACGUUUCGGACCCACAGGACACUCAGGCUAUCACCAACACUCGGCUUCUAUGCCGGUAAUGCCCGAGUGCCAACCAUUGAGCCAGGAAGACUUCCAGACCCUGGGCAAUCGCAAUGUCCCAGACAACCAGACCGCCAUGACCUAUAUGACGCCCGCGCUGCACCUCAACAUGAUGCAGCAGCAGCAGCAGCUUCAACACGCAAGAGUGCAUUCCAACAAUGCGCUUGAUGGUCAGCUUCUCGAGAAUGGUCCGUGGGACAUGUAUCAGCACGACAACCUUGCUGCGCCGCUCCCACAGCAACCCAACACCAUUCCCGCGGGCUUAAGGCGUCUGUCAGCUCAAUCAGAGACCACUCCUGCGCAACGACCACUCACUCCGAAGCAUAACAAUACCAAUUACCUUCCUAUCACCCCUGCCACAACGCCCUUUAAAAAAUCAGUGGAUCUUGCCCAGUACAGCGGCGAACUCCAUUCAACUCCCACCAAGGACCAGAGCCUUUCCGCACCCGGCUCUUCCCAAUCGUUCAUGCAACGUACGAAUUCACUCCAAGGAGUGGCUGGAACAACAUUCUCCCAACCCAAGCUUGAAGUCCCCUCCCCCCCAAACACUGCGUCAUUUGAUGUGGACAGCUUCGAUGCUUUUGACUAUCAACAGGAAUCCAGUUAUGAAAUCCCCAAGUCUGAGAGCCUCAACCAUUAUGCCUCGUCGUUGGCGUCGUCAUCAUUCAACUCAUCCCCGGAACUCGCGGCUAUGCCGUGUCCACAAGACGGCGGUAGAGCGCAAAAGCUCCCCAUCUACCCGGUCACACCAAGUCGCACAAACAUGAAGAAGUCUCCCAGCGUCACCUCCAACUCGUCCGCGUCGAAGCCAAAGCUCUCUCCAAGGGUCGCAACCAUUGACAGCCUCAACCUGGAUGCCAGAGUCCAUGCAUCCAUCAAAGAAACUGGCGUCACAAUCGACGAGAUUGCCUCGUACAUAAGCGGCCCUGAUCCAGAGGACGGAAAAUGGGUGUGUCUGCACCCAGGAUGCGAGCGUCGGUUUGGAAGAAAAGAAAACAUCAAGUCCCAUGUUCAGACCCAUCUGGGUGACCGUCAGUACAAGUGCGACCACUGCAACAAAUGUUUUGUCCGCGGCCACGAUCUCAAACGCCAUGCCAAAAUCCAUACCGGUGACAAGCCGUACGAGUGUCUCUGCGGUAAUGUGUUCGCUCGACACGACGCAUUGACGCGCCACCGACAACGGGGCAUGUGCAUCGGUGGUUACAAGGGAAUCGUUCGCAAGACAACGAAACGUGGUCGCCCCAAGAAACAUCGGCCCGAGAUGGACGAGAGACAAGAUAAGGCAUCUAGAACCCGCCAGCGGCUCGCCGAGAAGACAUCUUUCGACUCCUCCAGCUCAGAUAUCUCUCGCAAUUCUCCCCCAUCGGAGGUACUGGAACAAAUGAGCCUUCACGGCUCUAGCCCCGCCGAACAGAUGCCGGUAUUCCAUAAUCCAAACUACUCGCUGCCUCCGGAGGUCUUUACGUUCACUCCUCCUGCAUCCCCUGGCGGUAGCGCUGGAAACAACCCUUCUCCAAGCCACAGCCAACGCUCCCUCACGCCUAGCACCGAGGACGAAAUGCCACCUUUGUCACCUUCCAAGCAACCUCUGUCAAAGAUUGUGGAAGAAUCUGGCUUGCCUCUUAUGCCCGAUUGUGCAUACACCAAUGCCACCAACUCAACCAUCAAUGCUUUGUCGUCCCCGCAUACCGCACCCACCCUGAGUGAUGCUUCAAACGGCUCCGAUCUUGACAUCUUUAUCAGCCAAGAUCCGUCCACCGGCUUCGGCAAGCAUGAGUUUUCCGACCUCACUGAUUCCGACAUGGCGGCAUUCCCUGACUAUGUGAACGGCUCUUCCUUCGAAGGCGGAAUGGACCUCUUCCAAGGAAAGGGGUUCUCCAAUGCUCCCCCAAUGAGCGACGACUUCUUCUCCUUCCAAUUUCAAGUUGACGAGCAACCAUCCGAUGUUAUGACCCGCGAUUUCUUCAUGGAUUAA